Symbiodinium sp. CCMP2456 is the source of this 815-nucleotide messenger RNA. NCBI's taxonomy places the organism in Eukaryota, Dinophyceae, Suessiales, Symbiodiniaceae. The record is from the annotation of a GenBank genome assembly.
UCUCUGUUGCAACAACAGCAAGAAAGUCAAGCGGAUCGGGUCCCGACUGCAAGAACAGUUGGGAACCAACGACCUUUGGUAUCCGUCGCCAAUGCGGGCGUUCACAAGAUCCUCCAGAUGUUGAAGGAUACCCGCUUGACUUUCGGUACGCUGGGCAUAAGCUACUUCGGCAACGACGUCACGGAAGGGAGAAUCCGCCCGGAGGCUGGAGCUGCCUGGGAAGAGCUGAUGGACUUGGGGGAGGAGGAGGCCCAGCUAUGCGGGGUCAGCGUUGCGGAGUUUGCCCAUCGCUCCAGUCUUGGCGUCCAUCAUCGCAGAGACCAGCGAGAAGCUGAUGAAGCAGAAGAAGAACGGCGAUGCAAAAAGAACGGCGACAGGAAGGGGGACAAGAAGCUCGGCUGGUUCGUGGAAGGGAAUGAAGAUGUCAACGAGAGCGGUGAGGGAGGUUCCGAGGAGCUCAGAUCCUACUUUAGCACCGGACUCCGGUGUUUGUUCCGUGGGAAUCGCAAGUUUUGCAUACCAGCCCUGCAGGGGCGGCGGCGCCCCCUGCGCGUGCUGCGGGGUGCAGCUGCGCUGGGUGCGGCUGUGGUUCUCACAGGUUGGCUCACGGACGCGCUGGCCAGGACCUUCCUGCUGCCGAGAAGCAGCGCAGGAAGCAGCGCCAUGGCCGGGCAUACACUGCAGAGAAGUUCGCCGCGGCCGCACUUCGUUCUCCGCGCUGAGGGCCCCGAUGCUGCGGAGGGCGUCCGAGUGGGCCUCAUCCAUGUGCCGGAGUUGAAGGACAAGGCCGAGGAGAUGCGCGAGGCCCUGGAGAA